AUAAAUCUCCUCCACUAUGUCCUACUAUAAUGAUCAGUUUCUGCAGGGGUUAAUGCUAUUAGCUAUUCUAGGUGCACAACCUUAGCCAUCCAUUCUCCUAAAGUAGGGGGUGCAGAUGAUCUCCACUUUUGGGGUGCAGCCAUAUUCGCCACCUAUAGAUCCAGACAGCGAACAGGAAAAGCAGUUUACAGAGAGGGAUGCAUGGUGGUUAUAUUCAUUCAGGGAAUCUCCAUGUCCGGGGACUUAUAAUGUCCGUGAUUUUCUCCAAGAUGCAAAACUUAAUCCUGUUCAGCAAACAUACAGCUUCAAAGGGCAAGGACGGAAAAAGCCCUUGAGCGCAGCUGGAUCCGGAGAAGCUUUAUUGCCCGGCUGCUACAAGAUUCCAGAAUUCGGUGAUCUGGUGGAACAACUCCCGCGUCUCUCAUCGUUUCGCAGUACUUCAAGAAGUGCCCCACUCCUCGGGGUUAAAGAUAAGGACAUAAACACAGACCCCGGGCAAUAUAACCUUGUCCCUCCACUUGUAGAGCAGCAGCAGUGCAAGCAUUUUAUGUUCCGUUCUGCAGUACAGAGAUUCCCCACAAUUUACUUUAUUCCUAGAGAAGGUCCAGGACCUGGCAACUAUAAUCUGAAAUACACCUCUUCUCCCAGCAUUUCAUCGAGCUUUAAAUCCAGUGUGCCCAGAUUCCGCUCAACAUAUAGUAAAACUCCCGGCCCAGGAACGUAUGAUCCAAUGAGACAGUUACCAAAACAGCCACCCACGGUUGCCAAAAUGGGUCGCGAGCACGGCCUUUUCUUCCGUAAUUCAUUUGACUUUUAGAAUGUGAAUCAUGGAGAAUAAUUAGAGAUCUUCUUCCUUCUGCUAAACUGACUCUCCUGCUAAAAUGCCAAGGCACUAUGUAUAUACCAGUCUAAAGCUGGCAGAACGUAUGACAAGUGAUGCCCCGAAUGUACUUGGUCAGUCUAAAUGUUGAGAUGUUAUUCCCUGAGCUUCUUCUACACAUCCAUGUUGACGGGGUUGUCCCAUCAGGACAUUGUAACUCUAUCAGCCAUAGUGAACAGCCACUGACAAUGCAGCGGCUUUCGCUAUGGUUGCAUUGAACCAUACAUGUUUUACAUAGAUGACUAUAGAGUGACCCCCCCCCCUCCCCCCGACAUACGAUCAUCGCAUGUUGAAGGCAGCAUCAACAUACGAUGUCGUAUUUGUAUGUCGGGGCCAUCGCAUAAACGGCUAUCCGGCAGUGCAGACUGCUUCAGCUGCCACCGGAUAGCCGUUUACGGUGCCCUGUGUCGUCCGCUGACGAUCACUUACCUGUCCUCGGGGCUCCGGCGCGUUCUCUUCGGAAUCCCUGCAUCAUCGGUGCUCUCGUUCGUCAUCAUCACGUCGCUGCACACACCGACCCGUCAUCCAAUAGGUGCGUAACGAUGUGAUGGCGGCGAUGGAGAG
Hyla sarda is the source of this 1444-nucleotide messenger RNA. RefSeq names its product sperm-tail PG-rich repeat containing 4 (gene STPG4). The record is from RefSeq and is a predicted model, not a curated record. Gene Ontology annotation, cellular component: female pronucleus; germinal vesicle; male pronucleus. The coding region runs from base 116 to 817 and encodes 233 amino acids. The transcript has 7 exons. Gene Ontology annotation, molecular function: chromatin binding; histone binding. NCBI's taxonomy places the organism in Eukaryota, Metazoa, Chordata, Amphibia, Anura, Hylidae. Gene Ontology annotation, biological process: epigenetic programing of male pronucleus.